GCUAGGUUUGGAGGUGAAGGUUAGGGGAUAGAUUAUACAGUGUUACUAUAUGUGUGUAUGAGUGGUUUUGCCAUGCACAUGAGACCACACCUCCAUGCACUGAUCAGCAUGAUGUGGUCCUCACCUCCCACUACAAGAAGCAGCUUUAUAAAUCAAGGAGUCUUGUGUACACCCUCAACCAGGGACGCAGAUCACAGCAGUGAAAAGGUUCAAGGAGAUCAUCCAAAGGGGGGCUGAAGUUAAUCUUAUAUGUGAAUUGAUUAUGAUGCUGAACGCAAUCUUUUUCUGCUGGGUUAUAAUGAAUGUCAUGGUGUUGGCAUCACAUCCAAACCUGAGGCGAAGUCAAAGCUCUGUUGUCUUUUCUGAUACAGACUUACUAUCUGAAUUGGAUCCAGAGCAAUUUGAAAUGAACUCAGCAGAAGACAAAAUAAUAGAAGUACUUGGCUUCUAUGAUGAGGAUGGCGGUAAAGCUGUACAGCUGCAGAGAAGAGGCACUCGCUCCCCCAGCCGCUGUAUCUCACAUCAGCAGUCCUGCCUGGGACACCACCUCCCCUGCUGUAACCCCUGCGAUACGUGUUACUGUCGCUUCUUUAAGGCUUUCUGUUACUGCCGCAGCAUGGACCACACCUGCAAACAUGAACAUGCAUAGAGCCCAGCAUAUCCCUGAACUGUGUCCAUUUAUAGUGUAUACUACCAAAGAAUGUUUACAUGGAUAGUAAAAAAAUACUGCCUAAACAGCUUUAUACUAUCCACAAAGAGGUUUGUUACUAUAGAAAACAUGUGUGACCCUGGACAACAAAACCAGUCUUAAUGGUCAAUUUUUCAAAUUUUACAUCACAUGAAAGCUGAAUAAAUAUGCUUUCUAUUGAUGUAUGGUUUAUUAGCAUAGGGUUAAAUGUGGCGUAGAUACAACUGUUAAAAAUUCUGGAAUCUAUGGGAGCAAAAAAACAAAAUAUUGAGAAAAUUGCCUAUGAAGUCGUUAAUCAGAGGCACUGUAGCAGGCCAUCCACUCACAAUUUUUUUAUACAUUAACUGAAGGACAUUUACAAAAUAUCUGCAGGUAACAUGAUCUUUACUUAAUAUCCUAAUGAUUUUGGGCAUAAAAGAAAAAUCUAUAAUUUUGACCCAUAGACGUAUUUUUGGCUACUACUAAAAAAGUUCCCAUGCUACUUAAGACUGUUUUAUGAGGUCCAGGGUCACAUGCUGUAUAUUAUAAAAUAUAUAUAAGGUGCCCAAUGCUUAGAAGAAAGUGCAUUGCAUCUUUUU
Molecule: messenger RNA, 1266 nt
Organism: Triplophysa dalaica
Lineage: Eukaryota; Metazoa; Chordata; Actinopteri; Cypriniformes; Nemacheilidae
Gene: agrp
Product: agouti related neuropeptide
Exons: 4
Coding region: 263-649 (128 amino acids)
Biological process (GO): neuropeptide signaling pathway; hormone-mediated signaling pathway; positive regulation of feeding behavior
Cellular component (GO): extracellular region
Molecular function (GO): neuropeptide hormone activity; type 1 melanocortin receptor binding
Source: RefSeq, a predicted model, not a curated record